GGGCAGAGACCCAGCCUGGCUGUCCUGGUCCCGGGAUUCUCCAGGGUCGCUCUGCCACGCGCGCAGAGACACUAGCCACCGCCAGAUUCCAUGAGCUCCCAACAUGAACCGAAAGAAAUUGCAGAAGUUGACGGACAACUUAACUAAAAAUUGCAAGCACUUUAAUAGAUCUGAAGUGACAUGUCUCAUAAAGCUUUUCUAUAACUUGGUUGGAGAUGUAGCAGAUCGACCAGUUGCAGUUGUUGGACUAGAUCGUAACGCAUUUCGGAACAUCCUACAUGUAACAUUUGGAAUGACAGAUGACAUGAUUAUGGACAGAGUAUUCCGAACUUUUGAUAAAGACAAUGACGGCUGUAUAAAUGUAUCGGAGUGGGUUAACGGAUUAACCGUGUUUCUUCGAGGAUCCUUAGAUGAAAAAAUGAAAUAUUGCUUUGAAGUGUUUGACUUGAAUGGGGACGGCUUCAUUUCAAAGGAGGAAAUGUUCCACAUGUUGAAGAACAGCCUUCUGAAACAGCCAUCAGAGGAAGACCCAGAUGAAGGAAUUAAAGAUCUGGUUGAAAUAACACUUAAGAAAAUGGAUUAUGACCAUGAUGGGAAGCUAUCUUUUGCAGACUAUGAAAAAGCUGUGAGAGAAGAGACUCUUCUGUUGGAAGCCUUUGGACCAUGUCUACCUGAUCCAAAGAGUCAGAUGGAGUUUGAAAGCCAAGUAUUCAAAGAUCCAACUGAUUUCAGUGAUAUGUGAAUUCUAAAUGCGCAUUGUUUGAAUGUCUCUCUACCCUAACCCUCCUGAGGGUCCCCUGGAACUGCCUGACUGCAUUGCAGUGUCAUAGUCCCCCACUGCCUGGAUUCCUCUUCUGAAUGUCCUCAUCAGGGAUGGUACAUAUUUUGUGCUAAGUGUAUCCACCAGCUGUAAACUCCAGAAGACACAUCCUCCUUCUCCCUUUAGCUAUCCUGCAGCAGAUGCUUGUGGGCAUUAUAAGCAGGAGAAAGACAGGGCCUAGUUAGCUUUGUGUGAGCUCCUUUUAACACAUGUAAGUAGUUGAGAGAAAUAGACAUGAUAUCUGCUGUCAUUUAGAUUUUGUUACUACACAUGCACUAUUAAAUGUAAACAAAUAAGUAUAUUCUGUGAAAAACUGGGCUGUUAAUAAUGAAUAGAAUAAGCAAUUCUGUGAAAUAAAAAUAUUUCACUGUGUAUUUUCUAAAAAAUUUAGCUGCUUGUAUAGAUGGGAUUUGACACAAUUCUUCUAUUUGCAGUUGGUAUAAAUAAUACAUCACACAGUGUUUUAAAUUUUCCACCUUUGCUUUUAAUUAACAAAUAAAAAAUUUUGUAUGUUUAA
Molecule: messenger RNA, 1337 nt
Organism: Urocitellus parryii (Arctic ground squirrel)
Lineage: Eukaryota; Metazoa; Chordata; Mammalia; Rodentia; Sciuridae
Gene: Clxn
Product: calaxin
Molecular function (GO): calcium ion binding
Source: RefSeq, a predicted model, not a curated record